Leptopilina heterotoma is the source of this 684-nucleotide messenger RNA. Its product is annotated as N-acylneuraminate-9-phosphatase. The coding region runs from base 1 to 684 and encodes 227 amino acids. The record is from RefSeq and is a predicted model, not a curated record. NCBI's taxonomy places the organism in Eukaryota, Metazoa, Arthropoda, Insecta, Hymenoptera, Figitidae. The transcript is spliced from 3 exons.
AUGUUUCAAGUCCUUGCUGACGAAUUGACACAUCAGUACGGAAUCCCAAAAGAUCAGGCUGUCAAGAUCACAACGACGUAUCUUAAACAGUUCAGAAAGUGUCCUGAAAAUGCAGCAUUUACUUUAAACUCUUGGCGAAGCAAUCUUUGGUCUAACGCAUUAGGAGAACAGAACUCACACCUCACGGGAGCCAUCUACGAGCGAUGGCUUCAGCUCAGGUACCAUUACUUGAGACUUUCCAAAGAUACGAUUUCAAUGUUACAUCUAAUUAAGAAAAAAUAUUAUCUCGGCCUUAUCUCGAAUGGACCGUCCAACUCACAAUGGGAGAAGAUUCGCAAAUUACAUUUAGAACAAUAUUUCGAUACAAUACUCGUAUCGGGUGACUUACCGUGGGAGAAACCUGAGGCUCGAAUAUUUCAAGAAGCUUGUCAGUUUCUUCAAGUUCGCCCAGAGAGUUGCAUUAUGGUUGGAGACAAAUUGGAAACAGAUAUAUUGGGUGGCAUUGAAGCAGGUUUUGCUUGUACCAUCUGGAUUCCGAUAGCAGAAAAGUCUCGCCUUUCCAGUGAAGACCCUAAACCCAAUUAUACCAUCAAGAAUAUUUGUGAUCUGUCGAAAAUCUUAAAUCGGGGUCCUGAUGCACCUGAGUUGGAGGAUUGCUCUUCAAAUGCUUCCGAUGGAAUGUGA